Messenger RNA from Corythoichthys intestinalis (scribbled pipefish), 1293 nucleotides. It is a transcript of the gene rab38c, whose product is annotated as RAB38c, member of RAS oncogene family. The coding region runs from base 70 to 690 and encodes 206 amino acids. Gene Ontology annotation, cellular component: Golgi apparatus; phagocytic vesicle; lysosome. Gene Ontology annotation, biological process: phagosome-lysosome fusion; endosome to lysosome transport. The record is from RefSeq and is a predicted model, not a curated record. Gene Ontology annotation, molecular function: GTPase activity; GTP binding. The transcript is spliced from 4 exons. Lineage: Eukaryota; Metazoa; Chordata; Actinopteri; Syngnathiformes; Syngnathidae.
CCUGGAGGGAAAAAACUGUCCGUUUGCCGCCUGACUUGUAUCUAAAAGUUGUUGGCGGACUGCAAGGACAUGCAGCGUGAGCUCCUGUUCAAAGUGUUGGUGAUCGGCGACCUGGGCGUCGGCAAGACGUCCAUCAUCAAGCGCUACGUGCACAGCAUCUUUUCGCAGCAUUACCGCGCCACCAUUGGCGUCGACUUUGCCCUCAAAGUCAUCCAAUGGGACCACGAUACCGUCGUCCGCCUGCAGCUGUGGGACAUCGCAGGACAGGAGCGCUACGGCAACAUGACGCGUGUCUACUACCGGGAGGCGGUGGGCGCGCUGGUGGUCUUCGACUGCACACGAGCGUCCACUUUUGAUGCCGUACUCAAGUGGAAGGACGACCUGGACUCCAAGGUCACAUUGAACAACGGGAAGCCGGUUCCAGCAGUCCUCUUAGCUAACAAGGCUGACCAAGCAGCGAGCCAGCAUCCCAGAUUGGAUGCCUUCUGCAGGGAUAACGGCUUCGUGGGCUGGUUCCAGACCUCAGCCAAGGAAAACAGCAACAUCGAGGAGGCGGCUCACUGCCUGGUGGAGAAUGUCCUGAGCAACGAUGAGAGCACCCCCGUCGAGAGAGAGCCCACCACCCUGGUCCUGUCGGGAUACGCCAACGCCACCAAGGAGCACCUCGGCUGCUCGUCGUGUCCCAAAUGACCAUUCGUACCCUGGCCAAUAGACAAGCAGGAUGUGGACGCAGUUAAGGGACUUUAACAACUAGUUCGAAAAAGAAUCAACCAUUUUAAUUAGGGGUGGAAACUUCUGGGUACUGUAGAUAUAUAUUGCAUUUUAUUCACAUAAACAUAUAUCCAUUCAUUUCACAUCAUUGCACAUAGUCAUUCUUUGUUCUCAAGGACAAAGACUCUUGCUCAAGGUCGUGAGCAAGGAGUUCUCCUCUGAUAAAGCUUUCCAAUGUUUUUUAUCUAAUGGGUUGGCACUAGGCUAAUGCUUGAGAAAUCGACUAAUAUAAACUGUAUGAACUUGAAAGUCAGGGCAGAUCCACUCGGGAGCGACUCGUGGUGCUUCCGGGGGCGAAUCCGUCCUGGCUGGACGGCGUUCCCUUUUUUCUUUUCUCACUAAAUGUACACUCGGUAUUUUCUUUUUGUUCCUGAAUUGUGUGUUGUCAUCUCCUGUUCGUCAAGGGAAUUAAAGAACCUGUUAAAAGAAAUAUCGACUUUUUCUUUCAGUACCUCACGAUACGAUUUGUGAUACAAGGCUCAGGAUCACAAUAAUCUCACGAUAUGGUGAAACAACAUGGGA